GCGUUGUGGAAUGGUUGUGGGAGCGUUGUGGGAUGGUUCGGGGAGUGUUGUGGGAUGGUUGUGGGAGUGUUGUGGAAUGGUUGUGGGAGCGUUGUGGGAUGGUUCGGGGAGUGUUGUGGGAGUGUUGUGGGAUGGUUGUGGGAGCGUUGUGGAAUGGUUGUGGGAGCGUUGUGGGAUGGUUGUGGGAGCGUUGUGGAAUGGUUGUGAUAGCAUUGUGGGAUGGUUCGAGGAGUGUUGUGGGAUGGUUGUGGGAGCGUUGUGGGAUGGUUGUGGGAGCGUUGUGGGAUGGUUGUGGGAGCAUUGUGGGAUGGUUGUGGGAGUGUUGUGGGAUGGUUGCGGGGCGUUUCAAAGGGAUAUAAGAGUGUUGUGAAAGGUUUGUGUUGUCCUACAGGUGUUGUAUUAGCAUCUGCCAGAGGUGGACAGCAGAAAGAUGGUGCAUCAGAUGGAAAAUAACCUUCAGUUGCUGGAAAACAACAUGGACAAUGUCCUCAAAACAGCAGAGAUGCUUGGUGGUGCACACCAGGAAGCGCGAGUCAUUUAUGCAGUAGAGCUGAUGUCAGUGCACAUGGAGCAUCUGAAGAGACACCAUGCAACAGUGAGCGAGGAGAUGCUGGAGGUCAGGAAGCUGCUGCACAGGAGGAAGGGCCGAUUACACAGUGACUCCACAGAUGACACGAGACCUGUUCAGACAUUCAUCACAACAGCCUGUGUUUAUGUCGUAGCCGACACGUCGCAGGGUCAGCAUCACCUUACUUCCAACUCAGUCUGAGUUGAAGCAUCUAGAGACGUCGUUUCUGGAGAACUGCAAAACCAGUGCGGACUCAAAGAAGCGGCCUGAUACGCAAGCAGACAGGAGGCAAAAAUACACAUCCUUAAGUUUGAGGGUAGCUAAAACUUUAAUUAACCAGAAAGACUGACUGUUUC
Molecule: messenger RNA, 924 nt
Organism: Sinocyclocheilus grahami
Lineage: Eukaryota; Metazoa; Chordata; Actinopteri; Cypriniformes; Cyprinidae
Product: lymphoid-restricted membrane protein-like
Exons: 5
Coding region: 431-769 (112 amino acids)
Source: RefSeq, a predicted model, not a curated record